AUGGCCAUGUCUCUUCGUUCCCUGCUACUCAUCUCCUUUCUCAUUCUUUGCUAUUUCUAUCCUUCGUUCGCCCUCGAUAUUGCCAGCAUCGUAUUCUUUACACCCGUUAUCCUCCUUUUCAUGUACUUAUCAUUCGAGCACUUCGUCUUCUUGAUGACCUAUCUCCGUCAACACGAGGCUAGAGUACAAAAUCCGCUCCCAAGGGUUGUCUACGUUAGAGAGAGAACUAAUAACACCGAGAGGGCGCUACAGUGCGUCCUCUCAGAGGUGUGGCUGUACAUUCUAUGGUUCUUUACUAUCCUGUUCGUCCUUUUCUAUGGGAUUGCUCUGUGUUGGUGGAUUGGGCUGAAGCUUAUUUACACCCCGAGGAGGCGCGGAGGAGAGAUGCAAUCAGUCUCUGUCAAUGCCGAUACCAGUCUGAUCAAGAGAGCAUGUGCUAAUCGAGCCAGACGUGAACAGCUUCGACCAACCAUUGGGAACCUGAGUGGCUGA
Messenger RNA from Aspergillus glaucus CBS 516.65, 492 nucleotides. RefSeq lists its product as uncharacterized. Lineage: Eukaryota; Fungi; Ascomycota; Eurotiomycetes; Eurotiales; Aspergillaceae. The transcript has 4 exons. The coding region runs from base 1 to 492 and encodes 163 amino acids. The record is from RefSeq and is a predicted model, not a curated record.